UCUUUCUGUGCGAGUCCGUGAACUUAUGAUAUAUACAUAUGUAUAUAUAUAGAUGAUAUAUAGGAAGCAUAUACAUGCAGGACCUUGUGAUGACUGGCAAAUGCUUUAGCUUGGCAAUACAUGUGAAAGACAGACCCGAAGAACUUCAGAGAGAAGUCAUCGAACUCAAAGGAAUGGACUCGCCAACUCGCCAAGGAAAGAAACCUUAUCUCGCUGUCGUGCUGAUCCAGGCGAUAUAUGCCGGGAUGUUCCUGCUCUCGAAGGUCGCGUUCGAUCUCGGCAUGAACACUUUCGUGUUUGUGUUCUACCGACAAGCUGCGGCCACCAUUUUAUUGGCCCCUCUCGCAUACUACUUCGAAUGGGAAAAUGCUCCUCCAUUAUCCGUCAUGACCUUCUUCAAGAUUUUCAUGCUCUCCUUGUUUGGAAUCACAGCAUGCCUAGACUUAUAUGGAAUAGCACUAAUCUACACAUCCGCGACUUUGGCCGCUGCAACUGCGAACUGCCUCCCUGUUAUUACCUUCUUCUUGGCUCUUUCUUUCAGGAUGGAAUCGCUGGAGCUGGGAGCAGUAACUGGGAUGGCAAAGCUAGCAGGAGUAGGAGUGUGCUUGGGAGGAGCAGCAACCUUGGCCUUCUACAAGGGCCCACACUUCAGCCUCUGGUCCCACCACCAUCACCUCCACCAUGAUCAUCAAACUUACCAAUCCCAUGUUUCCUCAGGCAGGGCUUGGAUCAAAGGCUGUUUCCUAAUGCUUAGCUCCAACACCCUCUGGGCUCUUUGGCUUGUCUUGCAGGGAAAAGUCAUGAAAAGUUACGAAUCAAAACUUCGGCUCACAACUCUGCAGUGUUUCCUGAGCUCAGUACAAUCAUUCAUCAUUGCAAUUCCUUUUGCCAGAGACCCUCACGAGUGGAGACUCGGUUGGAAUAUCAGGCUUCUCUCAGUCGCAUAUUGUGGAAUAGUAGUGACUGGGGUUACAUAUUACCUCCAGACGUGGGUUAUUGAGAAGAGAGGCCCGGUUUUUCUAGCCAUGUCGACUCCUCUGUCACUCGUCAUCACCCUUUUUUUCUCCGCAGUCGUACUACACGAAAUCAUAACACUCGGGAGUAUUUUAGGUGGAGUUUUGCUGGUUGGAGGACUGUACAGUGUUCUGUGGGGGAAGAGCAGAGAGCAGAGAUUAGCUGCUAAUUGCUCAAAUCCUACACCCUAUGAAAUUAAUCUAGAACACAAAGAUAAAGAGGUGACAACUAAUACUUCUAGUUCUACUUAUAACUGACAACCUUAAUCAAAUCAAAAUCAUCUCGUUAAUCUAUAAAAGAUUUGUGCUAUAUAAUCGGCAUAGCCUCCUUUCAUAGAGCCACUUUCUUAAUUGUAAAAGUAAUGAGAGGCACUUAUACAGCAACAUUGAUUCGAAGGAUUCUCGAUAACAAAUUUCGCACAAUAAAAUUGUAUGUUUAACUAUUUUUAGAAAGACCAUGCAGUUGGGGAACAUGGGAGACGACGAACUUGACCCGACCCUCCAAAUUUUGUGGGCGUCAAGAGAAGUGAACAUUUAGAAGGACCAAAGAAUUGGUCCCCUUGAAAAAGAAUUGAUUGCAACUUUUGUUUGUCUUUUUAGGAUUCCCAUUCCUUUUUUUGUGACAGAUGGAGCUAACUCUACACUUUCUUUUCUUCUUUUUAUUGACUAUAAGGGAAAUCUAUGAUUCUACGUAAUAUACGAUGAAAGGAGAAAUAGAAGAGCAUGAAAAAUCUUACUAAAAUAUUAUGAUGGCUCAACUCACUUAAUGGUUAAGAUCAAAUUUUAAUUUUUCUUAAACAUGUCAAUGAUUAUACUCAAGUCUUUUUUUACUUUUUUUUUUGGUGAGAUAGGGCGCGGAAAUCCCAAAAAGAAAUUAAAUUACAUAAGAGCGGGAUAUGAUAGUCCCAAUAAUAUCGUCAUAUUGAGAGGAGGUUGAUGAUGCCUUCCGAAGGAAGAUGAGAGAUCCUCCCAAGGAAAAUUAUACUUGGUCAUUUUGGGGUGUUGUGCAGUGUGUUUGGCUACAUUCAUAAUAGGAAAAUAUAAAUAAUUAAAUGUCUUAUAUGUAAUUGGUAUAUCAUGUGAAACUGGUGUCAUCAGAUAAAAAAAUUAUCCUUGUCAAUAGUAUUUUUUUAUGAUAUUACUAAAAAGCAAGAAGAAUUAGAAACUAUAUUGACUUGUGAUAUUUUCACGUGAUAUACCCGUUACACGGUACAUAUAAGACUAUCUCAUACUUAACGGGGCUAAGGACAAGUGCGCCUCAAAUUUUGAGAUAAUUUACUCC
Punica granatum (pomegranate) is the source of this 2295-nucleotide messenger RNA. The record is from RefSeq and is a predicted model, not a curated record. Lineage: Eukaryota; Viridiplantae; Streptophyta; Magnoliopsida; Myrtales; Lythraceae.